Symbiodinium necroappetens is the source of this 1113-nucleotide messenger RNA. The record is from the annotation of a GenBank genome assembly. NCBI's taxonomy places the organism in Eukaryota, Dinophyceae, Suessiales, Symbiodiniaceae.
AUGGCGCAUGCUGCUUCUGACGCGAUUCGCUCCGGGUGGAACUUGAGCUCUAGGCAUGUGGGAUUCCUCCUGUUCUUGGGGGUGGCCACAUCUGGACCUGCCCUUGGUCGCCUGUCCAUUGACGAUGGCCACCUUGUCAUUACCACCCCGGUCGCGAAGCUGCUAGAUGGUGACCAGCCGCUCUUGGACAUUCCGCUGAGUUCGAACGUCUUGAUUGAUGUUGGGACUCACAGAGAGUCAACCUUUCUACAACGGCUGAGAAGUGAUCCCACGGCAUGGGUUAUCGCAUUCGAGCCGGACUACCUGCACUAUGCACACCAUCUUGUAAAUCAUGCACACCCGCACCUGAUCUUGAUCAAUGCGGCGGUGGGCAACAGCUCCAGAGGCUGGUCAACCCUAUAUCGCUGGGCCUAUGCGGGGGAGGAGUGGCGAUUCAACAGUGGUGCAAAGACGCAGAUGGGUUCCUUGCUGCAAGCUGAUCCAAGCAAACAUCUCGCUGCCCAUGAGACGAUGCAAGUGGCUGUGGUGUCCCUCAGAGACAUCCUGGCCGUUUUGCCGGAUCGAGUGCAGAUCUUGAAAAUUGAUGUCCAGGGUGCGGAUCUUGAAGUUGUAAAGUCUGCUGGCACAGAGCUCAGGCGGGUAGAUCGGAUUGUGAUGGAGAUUCCGAAUGACACACCUCGUCCAGUAUAUUCCGGCCAGCAUACGCGCAAGGAAACCGAGGAAUACUUGGAACACCUCGGGUUCCGCCAUGAGAGGUGCUGGGCGAUUUCCCGGGCAGAGCAUGACUGCGUCUAUGCUCGCUCUGAGGCAUGGAUAGAGCUGCCAUCGCAGGCUGAAUGCUUCCCAAGCAAUCGGACUCGUAGGCUGUUCGACCGCUGGCGUGCGAUAAUUGACUACAUAUGUUCCGCGAAGCAGUACCCCUGCGAGAGCGACACUGAACCUGAGGUGAAAAUGUUGUGGAUAGAAACACUCUGCUGUGGCAAGCUGGUGCCUGAAUACACCUGCUUCGGCCGGAAGCGUCGCCCUUCCUACGAGACAUGCUGCCUGGCCCCGUACCUGACUUCCAUCGGGUAUCCAAAGCCUGGCAUCAUCGCCGGCACUAGUCCUUCAUAG